This is a messenger RNA of Lodderomyces elongisporus, 843 nucleotides long. Its product is annotated as phosphatidylinositol-3-phosphate-binding ubiquitin-protein ligase. Bases 1 to 843 code for a protein of 280 amino acids. The record is from RefSeq and is a predicted model, not a curated record. The transcript has a single exon. Gene Ontology annotation, biological process: protein K48-linked ubiquitination; proteasome-mediated ubiquitin-dependent protein catabolic process. Gene Ontology annotation, molecular function: ubiquitin protein ligase activity; metal ion binding. NCBI's taxonomy places the organism in Eukaryota, Fungi, Ascomycota, Pichiomycetes, Serinales, Debaryomycetaceae. Gene Ontology annotation, cellular component: intracellular membrane-bounded organelle; cytoplasm; membrane.
AUGUCACUGGCUCAUCCACAGAACCCGCCUCCACCACCAAUACCGCAGUCCCCAGUUUGGGAAAAUGAUUAUGACACUUCCACUUGUCGCCUUUGUCACAAAACAUUCAAUCUAUGGUGUAGGCGGCACCACUGUCGACGUUGCGGUAAGGUUGUUUGUGCAGAUUGCUCAUCACAAUUCAUAUACUAUACGCCAUUGGUGGCACCUCCGCCAACGGCUUCUUCCUUUUCCACGUCUUCACCAUUUUCCUCACUGGCUUCACCACAAACGAUGAUGAGCAAAAACAGAACUUGCGACAAAUGCGCUGACACAAUGCUCAAACAAAGUCGAACAAGAGAGAUCACGAGUCAGCUACCUUCGUCUUCGUCAACGUCGUCGUUGCGGAGAGAUAACAUAAGCGAUGCGAAUCUAUGUCCCGUGUGCGGCAUCAAUCUUUUGAAAGAGUUUAUCACACUUCGAAGCCCACAUAACCACGAUGUGAUUCCACAAGACGAGUUUGAAAAGUAUAAAGAAGACCAUAUAAAUGAUUGUUUGAACAAGUUUGAUCUCACUGCGCAGCAGGCAAAUAAUAAGAAAAUGUUGGUGUAUAUCUUGGCACCCAUCCCAAAGCCGCAAUACGAAAUCAUUCCGCGGAUGGUGGAUAGUGUGCUGCCUGAGAUGAUGACCUCAAAUACUACCGAGAAAGAAGAGUAUGAAGAAUGCAUGAUAUGUCUUGAAGAAUUGAAACCCGGUGAUAAAGUGGGGAGAUUGGAAUGUCUAUGUGUUUUCCAUUACAAGUGCAUCAAGGACUGGUUUAACAAAAAAGGAUAUGGCGAGUGUCCAGUACAUUUCCUACAUAAAUAA